This is a messenger RNA of Aspergillus ruber CBS 135680, 1020 nucleotides long. RefSeq names its product putative short chain oxidoreductase/dehydrogenase. Gene Ontology annotation, molecular function: oxidoreductase activity. NCBI's taxonomy places the organism in Eukaryota, Fungi, Ascomycota, Eurotiomycetes, Eurotiales, Aspergillaceae. The transcript is spliced from 3 exons. The record is from RefSeq and is a predicted model, not a curated record. The coding region runs from base 19 to 882 and encodes 287 amino acids.
CCGCUUUCUACUGAAAUCAUGAGCCCUCAGGUCUGGUUAAUCACUGGUGCUUCCUCAGGCUUCGGUGCACUUCUGGCUGAAGGUGCCCUGAAAGCUGGCCACCACGUCAUCGCCACUGCACGCAAUCCAACCAAAGCAGCCCAGGAUUAUCCCCAGAUAGUAUCACUGGGUGGUAAAUGGCUUCAAUUGGAUGUCACCGAGACUGAUACGAAAGAAAAAGUGGAAAAAGCCGUGAUGGAGAAUGGAGGAUACAUUGAUGUGGUCAUCAAUAACGCAGGAUAUGGCCUCCUAGGUAGCAUUGAAGAUAUCAGUGGGGAGGAGUUGCACACUCAAUUUAACGCAAAUGUGUAUGGAGUAAUCCGCGUCAUAAAGGGUGUGCUCCCUUUAAUGAGAGGACAGCGAAGUGGUACCAUUGUCAACAUCAGUAGUAUAGCUGGGUUUGUGGCUGGCCCUUCUACUGCCGCGUAUUCCAUGUCGAAAUUCGCAGUUGAAGCUCUCGCAGAAUCACUAUCAGCGGAGCUUUCUGCGUUCAACAUUCGGGUACUAGUCGUGGAACCAGGUGCUUUCCGCACCAGUUUCAUUGGAUCUCACAAACUUCCUGCUGCCGGGCUAAAUAAAGAUUACGAAGAUACUAUUCUGGCUCGGACAAUACACAUAUGGGACACUUUGGCCGGUAAGCAGCCCGGGGAUCCAGUCAAGGCAGUGAGCCGGAUGCUUGAGGUGAUUCAAGGGACUGGGCUGGCUGCCGGCACGCCACAUUUUCUUCGAUUGCCGCUUGGAACAGACUGCUUUCCUCGGAUGCAGGCGAAGUUGCAGUUGGUGCAACAGAACUUGGAUGCAAUGAAAGAAAUUUCUCUCAGUACUGCCGUUGAUUCAGAGUGAGCAAUGUUGAGGGUGAAUGGAACACGUCAUGGGAAUUUAGACUAAUCGAGAAUCUUUCCAGAUUCCAAUAUCCUUUUCCGAGUCUUUUAUGUUAGAUUGAAGAUGGACCAGUAUAGAUAUUGAGUACAGAAAUAAGUG